This is a messenger RNA of Hordeum vulgare subsp. vulgare (domesticated barley), 2559 nucleotides long. RefSeq lists its product as uncharacterized. The transcript is spliced from 3 exons. The record is from RefSeq and is a predicted model, not a curated record. The coding region runs from base 1 to 2559 and encodes 852 amino acids. Lineage: Eukaryota; Viridiplantae; Streptophyta; Magnoliopsida; Poales; Poaceae.
AUGGCUGGUACUCUGUGGUGUGGGCAGUGGGUGAGGUCCUGGAUUUGGAUGCCGGAGCGGCGGCUGUGGAGGGUGGGUCGCUUGGUUGGCUCUCCGGCGGGUGCCAUGUCGGCGGUGGUGGCUUCCUUCUUGGUUCGUGCGGGCGACGAGAGGGGUAGCAGUUGGUGGCUCAGGCGCGUCCUCUGCUGGAGGUCGCCCAGAUCUGGAUCUGGGUUGAAACUAGUUCUUAUCUUUGGAUUUGGCAUGUGUGUUAAGCAGAUCAUGGGCACCGGAAACUGCUCUGAUGAAGCAAUCCGUGACUUCUCUAAUCACAUAGAUGGGCAAUUGGUGCGAGUGAAUGCUCUUCUCGCGGCGAGCACCAUCGUGAUAGGAGUUAUGGUCGGGAUCGGUGCCUAUGGUCAGCGCUUCCGUCACCAUCCCCUGACCGGCUUCCUCUUCGUUGGUGCCAACACCUUGUUUCUGCCCAUCCUCUCGUAUGUUACCUCUACCAUUGGUAAUCAAGAUGUCAUCGCCAUUUUCUCUGGUCCACACAUCAUAUCAGGGAGUUGUCACACACAGGACCACAUCAUCUCUGUCUUCGUAUGGGCUAGUCUUAUUCAGAUUGCUGGCCUCAACACCACUGCAAUAGUUGCUGGUGAUGAUAAGGAAGGUCGCAACAUUACCCCUCCAGCCACAGUACUGCUUGUUCAAGCAAUAUGGACUUCCUACCUUGUCGUUAACUUGCUAGGAAAGGAUUUUUAUUCACCGAGACAAUGGUCGCUAAAGAAUGUGGAGCCCGGAGAUGUAUUGGUCCUUCUUCCAUCCUUUGCUCUUAUCGUUGCUAAACUCCUUCUCAAAUAUUAUGCAUGGUACAGUGCAAGAAGUUCGUUAGCAUUUGGGCGCAAUCCACAUCUCAUUGUUGGAUACAUGGAGCAGCUAAAAGAUGAAAAGCAGCAUGUCGGGCCAGCAACUGAGCAUUCCCUUCCUCCACUCAUUGUUGCAGGAGAGGACAUAAGAUUGAUAAAUUUUAAAAGGGUGCCUUAUGGUUACAGUCUCAAAUUGUUAUCCAACCAAGCUGAUGGGGCAAGGAUUGAAAACAACAACUUAGUGACCAUUGACAAAGUUUGGCAGCUGCAGGAUGACAUGCUUCCGAGGUCUUCAAGGGAACAGUUUAAAGAUUUAUGCUUUUCAUUCGCGUUGUUCAAGCUGCUAAGAUGCCGAUUUGCAAGGCAUACAAUUGUUGAGACUUGUUUCAUGAAGGCCUAUAACUUAUUGCCACACAUGUUGCUCCAGGAUAGUGAUGAUCAAAGAGCAUUUGGUGUGAUUACACUUGAGCUUUCUUUCCUUCACGAUUAUUAUUGUUCAUCUCUCACAACCUCAUAUUCGAGGAGUUGGCUGCCCAUUUUGAGCAUAUUUAUAUCUCUCUUAAGCAUGGGUUGGAGCUUGUUCUAUAUGUUGGAUGAAACUCUUCAUAUGACGGGGGAAGCUUCAUGGAAUGAUUCACAGAUUGAAUGUAGCAUUGAAUGUGAUACAUUGACCUGGAAACAUUAUGGAAAGUGGUACUUGGAUGAUGUACCCGUAUUUUUACUUGCGUCACUAGUUGUGCUUUCCGAGCUACGGGAGAUUGCUUCUUACAUCUGCUCUAACUGGACUAAAGUAUCCCUCAUCUGCCACUAUGUUAGGCAUGCUUCUUCCUGGCAGCAAUCACCUUGGAAGAAGAAGUUACUAGGCCUUGUGCUACAUAGAAAAUGCAAGCUGCUAAAUCAUUGGGUGGACAAAAUGAACCAGUGCUCAGUAUUGACCCUCAACCCAAGAACAACUCCACUGGCUCUUCUUCAUCGCCUCAUCCCUGUGCUUGACCGGAAGAAGGUACCGACAGUUGUGAAGACUGCCGUUCUCAAGCCACUGAGGAGCCCAGGUUGGAGGAACCGAAGCAAUGGCGUGGCAUCCCUAUGCACAAGGCUACAACUGCAGCCCGACAACAACCCUUUCUCACAGUCCAAUGGCGUCAAAGGUAUUGCUAAUACAAUGCUGGUGGCUUACAUUGCCACGAGCAUCCUGGAAGUGAGUAGAUCGGGGAAGGAUGACUUUGAUCAUAAGAUCGCCGCCACACACUUGUCACGCUACUGCGCCUACUUGGUGGCCUACGUCCCCGAGCUACUCCCCGACGACAACCAGUGGUGCAAGAGCCUAUACAAGGCCGUCCAGAAGGAAGGCAAGCGUGCACUCGCGGUAGCCGGCGGCGCCAAGGCUGUGGCAUCGAACCCCGAAGCGCUGGUCCAGGCGCUGGGCGCCGGGAAUGAAGCGGAGCACUACGUGCUCAAGAAUGGCGCAGAGCUCGGCAAGAAGCUGAUUGAGCUGGUGGAGGAGAUAGGAGAAGAGGAGGCAUGGGAGGUCCUCAUGGACUUCUGGUCCGAGAUGAUCCUCUAUGCCGCCCCCUCGGACAAUGUCGAGGCUCACGCCGAGGCCAUUGCACGGGGCGGGGAGCUGAUAACUCUCAUGUGGGCCUUGCUCACCCACAUCGGGAUCGUCAGCCGGCCAGAGCCCGCCACGCCUGACAACGCUCGUUGUGAUGUUUAA